Messenger RNA from Nomascus leucogenys (northern white-cheeked gibbon), 3278 nucleotides. RefSeq names its product peptidase domain containing associated with muscle regeneration 1 (gene PAMR1). The transcript is spliced from 9 exons. The coding region runs from base 1037 to 2749 and encodes 570 amino acids. Gene Ontology annotation, molecular function: serine-type endopeptidase activity; calcium ion binding. Gene Ontology annotation, biological process: proteolysis. The record is from RefSeq and is a predicted model, not a curated record. Lineage: Eukaryota; Metazoa; Chordata; Mammalia; Primates; Hylobatidae.
UGAUUCUCUGGGAUAAGGCCUGGCUGAAACUACAGCCAACUAAAUGCUUGUCAUCACCGCCUUACAACUGUGGGGCUCAGAUGAUUUUGACCCAAGGAUAACACCAAUAAAGCAAAAUACUGAGCCAUCUACCCAUCCACAAAUCUUAAACAGUGUUUGCUACUUACUCAGGACUGGGCUGGUUCCUAUGGGAGGGAUGUAAAGAAAUAAAAGGCACACGCCUACCUUUCAAAGAAUAUUGGGGCUGAUGCUUGUCACAGCUCCUUUAAUUGGGGCUUUCAGAAAAAAGCAAACAUCCCACAACAAAUAAACUAAUUCUCUCACCUGUGUGGAAGAUGAGUCAUUUCUUUUUAUGGAGCUUUAGGGCCCUCGCAAAUGUUGUUUAUGCCACAGUCCAAAGUAUAGACCCUGUUUUAUUGUAACUAUUGAUAAAUGCUACACGAGGGUCCUGUUUUGUGAGAACUGUUCAUGACUGCAUCAUAGUGCUGGAACAGUUCAUGGCACACUAUAGUUGCAUGAUAAAUACUUGUUGCAUGAAUAAAUGCUGAAAGAACUGCUUUCUGACUCCAGUGUAUCUUCUCUCUAAUGAAAAACACCUCCUCCCUUCGUCACUCACCCCUAGAAUGGCUAGGGUCAUUGUCCACUUAGCUCUUCUCAUUUUAACCCUGUAGUGACAGUGAACGGAUUUAAAAUCCCUGAUCCUCUAGGGCACAGGCUUUCACUAAGUAUUUUCUGGGUGGCUAAAUGGACACAGAGGUUACCACAUGCUACCUGGCUCCUUGAAUGUCUCCCUGUCCUCCAGGAGGGGCAACAUGGUACCCUGAAUUAGAAAAAUCCAGCAAAACAGGUCCCCUUCUCAAUCUUCCUCUUCAAAACUAGCGCAUAACAGCUUGUGUUUCUACUCCCUGAGGACCUGGGGUUGGGAAUGAGUCUCAUUAAUUCCUAGAGGAAGCCUGGCUCAAGGAACAAGCAAUGAACCACACUGUUCUGCCCAGUAAGCUCAAGGCUGGGUCUGCAGGGAUGAUAAAGGUUUGUCAUGUUGAGUCUGGAGUUUGACUACAUGUGCCAGUAUGACUAUGUUGAGGUUCGUGAUGGAGACAACCGUGAUGGCCAGAUCAUCAAGCGUGUCUGUGGCAACGAGCGGCCAGCUCCUAUCCAGAGCACGGGAUCCUCACUCCACGUCCUCUUCCAUUCCGAUGGCUCCAAGAAUUUUGAUGGCUUCCAUGCCAUUUUUGAGGAGAUCACAGCAUGCUCCUCAUCCCCUUGUUUCCAUGACGGCACCUGCGUCCUUGACAAGGCUGGAUCUUACAAGUGUGCCUGCUUGGCAGGCUAUACUGGGCAGCGCUGUGAAAAUCUUCUGGAGGCUGGGAAGUCCAACAUCAAGGCGUCAGAAGAUUCGUUGUCUGUCCUUGAAGAAAGAAACUGCUCAGACCCUGGGGGCCCAGUCAAUGGGUACCAGAGAAUAACAGGGGGCCCUGGGCUUAUCAAUGGACGCCAUGCUAAAAUUGGCACCGUUGUGUCUUUCUUUUGUAACAACUCCUAUGUUCUUAGUGGCAAUGAGAAAAGAACUUGCCAGCAGAAUGGAGAGUGGUCAGGGAAACAGCCCAUCUGCAUAAAAGCCUGCCGAGAACCAAAGAUUUCAGACCUGGUGAGAAGGAGAGUUCUUCCAAUGCAAGUUCAGUCAAGGGAGACACCAUUACACCAGCUAUACUCAGCAGCCUUCAGCAAGCAGAAACUGCAGAGCGCCCCUACCAAGAAGCCAGCCCUUCCCUUUGGAGAUCUGCCUAUGGGAUACCAACAUCUGCAUACCCAGCUCCAGUAUGAGUGCAUCUCACCCUUCUACCGCCGCCUGGGCAGCAGCCGGAGGACAUGUCUGAGGACUGGGAAGUGGAGUGGGCGGGCACCAUCCUGCAUCCCUAUCUGUGGGAAAAUUGAGAACAUCACUGCUCCGAAGACCCAAGGGUUGCGCUGGCCGUGGCAGGCGGCCAUCUACAGGAGGACCAGCGGGGUGCAUGAUGGCAGCCUACACAAGGGAGCGUGGUUCCUAGUCUGCAGCGGUGCCCUGGUGAAUGAGCGCACCGUGGUGGUGGCUGCCCACUGUGUUACUGACCUGGGGAAGGUCACCAUGAUCAAGACAGCAGACCUGAAAGUUGUUUUGGGGAAAUUCUACCGGGAUGAUGACCGGGAUGAGAAGACCAUCCAGAGCCUACGGAUUUCUGCUAUCAUUCUGCAUCCCAACUAUGACCCCAUCCUGCUUGAUGCUGACAUCGCCAUCCUGAAGCUCCUAGACAAGGCCCGUAUCAGCACCCGAGUCCAGCCCAUCUGCCUCGCUGCCAGUCGGGAUCUCAGCACUUCCUUCCAGGAGUCCCACAUCACUGUGGCUGGCUGGAAUGUCCUGGCAGACGUGAGGAGCCCUGGCUUCAAGAACGACACACUGCGCUCCGGGGUGGUCAGUGUGGUGGACUCGCUGCUGUGUGAGGAGCAGCAUGAGGACCAUGGCAUCCCGGUGAGUGUUACUGAUAACAUGUUCUGUGCCAGCUGGGACCCCACUGCCCCUUCUGAUAUCUGCACUGCAGAGACAGGAGGCAUCGCGGCUGUGUCCUUCCCGGGACGAGCAUCUCCUGAGCCACGCUGGCAUCUGAUGGGACUGGUCAGCUGGAGCUAUGAUAAAACAUGCAGCCACAGGCUCUCCACUGCCUUCACCAAGGUGUUGCCUUUUAAAGACUGGAUUGAAAGAAACAUGAAAUGAACCAUGCUCCUGCACUCCUUGAGAAGUGUUUCUGUAUAUCCAUCUGUACAUGUGUCAUUGCGUGAAGCAGUGUGGGCCUGAAGUGUGAUUUGGCCUGUGAACUUGGCUGUGCCAGGGCUUCUGACUUCGGGGACAAAACUCAGUGAAGGGUGAGUAGACCUCCGUUGCUGGUAGGCUGAUGCCACCCCCACUACUAGGACAGCCAAUUGGAAGAUGCCAGGGCUUGCAAGAAGUAAGUUUCUUCAAAGAAGACCGUAUACAAAACCUCUCCACUCCACUGACCUGGUGGCCUUCCCCAACUUUCAGUUACACGAAUGCCAUCAGCUUGACCAGGGAAGAUCUGGGCUUCAUGAGGCCCCUUUUGAGGCUCUCAAGUUCUAGAGAGCUGCCUGUGGGACAGCCCAGGGCAGCAGAGCUGGGAUGUGGUGCAUGCCUUUGUGUACAUGGCCGCAGUACAGUCUGGCCCUUUUCCUUCCCCAUCUCUUGUACACAUUUUAAUAAAACAAGGGUUGGCUUCUGAACUACAAAA